AAGGGAGAGGGAGCUCAGAGCUGGGAAGAAAGCUCUCGAUGGCGGCGGUGCCUUGGAGAGGGCUGCUGCUGCCUUUGCCUUGCGCUUCUGCUUCCCCCCCGGCGCCACUUUGGAGCAACUUUGCCUAACUUUGGGGCACCUUUGGGGGGCUUUGGGGACCCCUGGCAUCUGGAGAGGACCCUCCUGGGCCAGAUCGAGCCUUUGGGGGCCCAAAAGAAGCCCCCUUUGCCUUCCUCUGGCUUUGCAAAGGAAGGUCGUUGUUUUUUCCUCCAGCUUGGAAGCAGCCAUGGCGCACCUCCAUUUUGGUGCGCGCUCUUGGUGAGCUUUUUCCACCGGCUCUUUUCCUUUUUUCCCUUUCAUUCAUCCUCCCUUUUGGAGAUUGAUCUUUUAAAAUCGAACCCUGAUAUUGAGAUAUAGAUAAUAUUUUUUGCAAAAUCCUCUUUUUUUGUUGCUGCUGCUGCUUCCCUCCCUCCUUUGCUUCCAAAGCUUUGGGGAGCUCCUGUGUUUUUUCCCACGACCUGAAACUCAGAUCAGGUUAAGCCUGGGUCCUCCAAUAUUGUUUUGGGGGCAAUUAUUAACGAAUUUACCUUUUUAUUUUUGGGAACACCUUCGAUUGAUUUGUCCUCGCCGCUUUGCAACGACGACGCCAUCCAGAAAGCAAAGCCUGGGCUCCUUUCCUCUCCAAGGGCUGACUUUGGGAAACUUUGGAGAGAGGAUGCUCCCUGGGGCUGGCUGCCCUCCUUCCCCUCUUUUUCACCCCAAAUACAGUUUUAAUUUCCCUAAUCCUUUUCUUUUUUAAUACCUUUUUUGCAUGCUUGCAAGGAACCCUCGCAGCAGCAGCAGCAGCAGCUUCAGGAUCUUUUUGUUCUUGCAAAACCGAAAGCUUUGCCUUUCCUUUGGGGAACCUUUUUUACCUUUCGUUCAACUUUGCGUUGACAAGUAAAUACCUGGCCAAGAAGACAUCAAACCGAGGCACCUUUUUCCUUAUUUUUUAAACCUUUUGAGAAUUUAAAAGAUGAUGAGAAACACCGAGAAAUGCCAAGGCGAGGAGGAGGAGGGUUCAUGCCAGAGCAAUCCUUCCAGCCACUCGGCUUCUGAGGAGGCCUCGGGUUCCGAUUCGGCAAGCCCCUCCGACAGCGAACAAGGCAGCGACCAUGGAAGCGAAUCCAACAGCAGCUUGGAAAGCUCGGAAAGCCAGUCGGAAUCCGAAAGCGAGUCGACCGGUUCAAAAUCGCAGCAGACGCCUCCGGAAACCAAAGAGAAACCAGCCUCCAAGAAAGAAAGGAUAGCCGAUGUCAAAAAAAUGUGGGAAGAAUAUCCAGAUGUUUAUGGGGUGAGGAGGUCAAACCGAAGCAGGCAGGAGCCCUCCCGCUUUAAUAUAAAUGAAGAGAUGGAGAAAAUGAGGCCCAGGAAAGUUCAGAAUCAGACUGAAAAUGUCAAAGUUGGAAGUCCAAAGGGAAAUAGUGAAUCUGAGGGCGAGAGUCCCAAAAGAAGAGGCCAGAAGCAAAUGAAAAAAAUAGAUAAAUGGAAGAGGGACGGCUCCAGUGAUGAUGCUGAAGAUGAAGAUCGCCAGGAACAAGGGACUAGCGCAGAGAGCGAACCUGAGCAGAAGAAGGUCAGAGCCAGGAGACCUGUCCUAAGAAGAGCAGUGGGCAGAACCAUUGCAAAGAAGGUCCUUAAGCCCCAGCGCGGAAAGAGGCGGAGGAAAACAGAGUCCUCUGAGGAGGAGGAUGAUGAUGACGAUGAUGAAGCGCCCAAAAGGCAGACUCGCAGGCGAGCGGCCAAAAAUGUCAGUUACAAAGAGGACGACGACUUUGAGACGGACUCCGAUGACUUGAUAGAGAUGACUGGAGAAGGAGCCGAAGAGCAGCAGGAUAACAGCGAAACGAUUGAGAAAGUGUUGGAUGUGAGGAUUGGCAAAAAAGGGGUCACUGGGGCUUCCACCACCGUCUACGCGACAGAAGCCAAUGGCGACCCUUGUGCCGACUUUGACCCUGAGAAGGAAGAAGGGGAGGCCCAGUAUCUGAUCAAAUGGAAAGGCUGGUCAUAUAUCCACAGCACCUGGGAGAGUGAGGACUCCCUCCAGCAGCAGAAGGUGAAAGGCCUGAAGAAGCUGGAGAACUUCAAAAAGAAAGAGGAUGAAAUCAAGCAAUGGCUGUCAAAGGUGUCCCCAGAAGAUGUAGAGUACUAUAACUGCCAACAAGAGCUGGCUGCUGAGCUGAACAAGCAAUACCAGAUAGUGGAAAGAGUGAUUGCUGUGAAGACGAGCAAAUCGGCAACACCUGGCUCUGAAUUUCUAGUUCACAACCGCAAAUCCUCCUCUUCCUCCAAUGAGCCCGAAUACCUUUGCAAGUGGAUGGGGCUCUCCUACGCAGACUGUAGCUGGGAAGAUGAAGCCCUGAUUAGCAAGAAAUUCCAGCAUUGCAUCGACAGCUUCAACAGUCGGAACAACUCCAAAACCAUGCCCACACGGGAUUGCAAGGUGCUGAAACAGAGGCCUCGGUUUGUGGCUUUGAAGAAACAACCUUCUUAUAUCGGUGGGGAGAACCUGGAACUCCGUGACUAUCAGCUGGAAGGCCUGAAUUGGCUGGCGCACUCAUGGUGCAAGAACAACAGCGUCAUCCUUGCCGAUGAGAUGGGCUUGGGGAAGACCAUCCAGACGAUCUCUUUCCUCUCUUACCUCUUCCAUCAGCAUCAGCUCUUUGGCCCCUUCCUGAUCGUGGUCCCCUUGUCGACGCUGACCUCGUGGCAGAGGGAGUUUGAGAUCUGGGGCCCCGAGAUAAACGUGGUCGUGUACAUAGGAGAUCAGAUGAGCAGGAACGCUAUCCGUGAGUAUGAGUGGGUCCAUGCUCAGACCAAACGCCUGAAAUUCAAUGUCCUCAUCACGACGUAUGAGAUUCUUCUGAAGGACAAGACUGUUCUAGGGAGCAUUAACUGGGCCUUCCUUGGCGUGGAUGAAGCCCACCGCUUGAAGAACGACGAUUCCUUGCUGUACAAGACAUUGAUCGACUUCAAGUCCAACCACCGGCUGCUCAUCACAGGGACGCCUCUUCAGAAUUCCCUCAAAGAGCUCUGGUCCCUGCUGCAUUUUAUCAUGCCUGAGAAGUUUGAAUUGUGGGAAGACUUUGAAGAUGAUCAUGGGAAGGGGCGAGAGAAUGGGUACCAGAGCCUACACAAAGUCCUGGAGCCGUUCCUCCUGCGCAGGGUGAAGAAAGAUGUGGAGAAGUCUCUUCCUGCCAAAGUGGAGCAAAUCCUCCGGGUAGAGAUGUCUGCCCUCCAGAAGCAGUAUUACAAGUGGAUUUUAACAAGGAACUACAAAGCACUUUCCAAGGGGACCCGCGGCAGCACUUCCGGUUUCUUGAACAUAGUGAUGGAGCUGAAAAAGUGCUGCAACCACUGCUAUCUGAUCAAGUCCCCUGAAGAGAAUGAGAGGGAGAACAGCCAGGAGAUGCUCUUGUCUCUUAUCAGGAGCAGCGGGAAGCUCAUCCUCUUGGACAAACUGCUGAGCAGACUGCGGGAACGGGGCAACCGAGUCCUCAUCUUCUCCCAGAUGGUGCGGAUGCUGGACAUCCUGGCGGAGUACUUGGCCAUCAAGCACUACCCUUUCCAGCGGCUGGACGGCUCAAUCAAAGGCGAGAUCCGAAAGCAGGCGCUGGAUCACUUUAACGCCGAGGGCUCAGAGGACUUCUGUUUCCUGCUGUCCACACGAGCCGGUGGCCUGGGCAUCAACCUGGCGUCUGCUGACACCGUGGUGAUCUUCGAUUCAGACUGGAACCCUCAGAAUGACUUGCAGGCUCAGGCGCGGGCUCACCGGAUCGGGCAGAAGAAGCAGGUGAACAUCUACCGCUUGGUUACAAAGGGGACAGUGGAAGAGGAGAUCAUUGAAAGAGCCAAGAAGAAGAUGGUGCUGGAUCAUCUGGUGAUACAGCGCAUGGACACCACAGGCCGGACUGUUCUGGACAACAGCUCUGGCAGAACCAACUCAAACCCUUUCAACAAGGAGGAGCUGACAGCCAUCUUGAAGUUUGGGGCUGAAGACCUCUUCAAGGAAGCAGAAGGGGAAGAAUCUGAGCCACAGGAAAUGGACAUUGAGGAAAUCCUACGUUUGGCUGAGACGCGAGAGAAUGAAGUGUCCACCAGUGCAACAGAUGAGCUUCUGUCUCAGUUUAAGGUGGCUAACUUUGCCACAAUGGAGGAAGAAGAAGCUGAGCUGGAGGAGAGAUCUCAAAAGGACUGGGAUGAUAUCAUCCCCGAAGAACAGAGGAAGAAAGUGGAGGAAGAGGAGCGGCAGAAGGAGCUGGAGGAGAUAUACAUGCUCCCCAGAAUCCGCAGCUCUGCGAAAAAGGCUCAGGCCAAUGACAGCGAUUCGGACAUUGAAAUGAAGAGGAAGCUGCAGAGGUCAUCUGGUUCUGAGAGUGAGACAGAGGACUCAGAUGAUGAUAAGAGGCCGAAGCGCCGAGGGCGGCCCAGGAGUGUCCGAAAGGACAUGGUGGAAGGAUUCACAGAUGCCGAAAUCAGGAGGUUUAUUAAGGCCUAUAAGAAGUUUGGAGUCCCCUUGGAGCGUCUCGAGUCCGUCGCCCGAGAUGCUGAGCUGGUGGACAAGUCGGUGGCAGAUCUAAAACGUUUGGGGGAGCUUCUUCACAACAGUUGUGUUUCGGCCAUGCAGGAGUAUGAAGAGCAGCUGAAAGAGAACCCUGCGGAAAACAAAGGACCGGGAAAGAGAAAAGGUCCCACCAUCAAGAUCUCUGGCGUCCCGGUGAAUGUCAAAGCCAUUAUUCAACAUGAAGAAGAGUUUGCAAUGCUUCACCAGACAAUUCCUGCCGACUCGGAGGAGAGAGCCAAGUUUUGCCUGACCUGCCGAGCCAAAGCAGCCCAUUUCGAUGUCGAAUGGGGCUUGGAGGAUGACACCCAUUUGCUGCUGGGAAUUUAUGAGCAUGGUUAUGGGAAUUGGGAGCUCAUUAAAUCUGAUCCAGAGCUGAAACUAACCAACAAGAUCUUGCCGGUUGAGACAGACAAAAAGCCACAGGGGAAGCAGCUCCAACUCCGGGUGGACUAUUUGCUGAGGUUGCUCAAGAAAGAGUUGGAGAAAAAGGAGGGCGUGAAAGAGACAGAAGAGAUCAAGGUGAAAAAGAGGAAGCCCCGUGCAAAGAAGGAGAACAAGACCAUCAAAGGCAAGGAUGAGCAUGGGAAUGAAGUCUCUCCUCGGCACUCGGACAACCCAUCAGAAGAUGGGGAGGUCAAGGAGGAUGGGCGGGAUAAGAGCCCUGCCAAAAAGAAGCAGAAGAAAGAUAAUAAAGAAAAUAAAGAAAAACAGGCAGCAGUCAAGAAAGAAAAGGAGGUUGAAAAGGAGAGAAAGAAAACAAAGGACAAGAAAGAGAAGCCCAAGGGCAGUGAGGCCAAAUCUGGAGGCAAAGGGAAGCGAUCACAGGGCCCCGUCCACAUUACAGCCGGGAGUGAACCCAUCCCUAUCGCAGAAGAGGAGGAUGAUGAUUUGGAUCAGGAGACCUUCAGCAUUUGCAAAGAGAGGAUGCGGCCAGUCAAGAAGGCCCUGAAGCAGCUGGACAAACCAGAAAAGGGGCUCUCGGUGCAAGAACAGCUGGAGCACACACGCAGCUGCCUGCUGAAGAUAGGCGACCGCAUCUCCGAGUGUUUGAAAGCCUAUUCCGACCAGGAGCACAUCAAACUCUGGCGAAGGAACCUGUGGAUAUUUGUGUCCAAGUUUACCGAAUUUGACGCGAGGAAGUUGCACAAGCUGUAUAAGAUGGCACACAAGAAGCGGUCCCAGGAUGAGGAGCAGGAACAGAAGAAGAAGGAGGAGCCCGUGGGGGUCAAGAAGCCAUUUCGGCCAGAGCCUUCUGGGUCCAGCCGGGAUUCCAUGGUCCCUCAGAUACCUCAUGGUCCUCCUCAGAAGGUCCACCAGCAUCCGCUUCAUCCUCCCCAGAUGCAUGGACACCAACGUGACAACUACAACCACCCAAACAAAAGACACUUCAGUGGUGCAGAGCGGGGCGACUGGCAGCGGGACCGCAAGUUCAACUAUGGCGGCAAUGCCAACCAAGUCUGGGGUGGAGAACGGCACCAUCAAUAUGACCAACACUGGUAUAAGGAGCACCACUAUGGAGACCGCCGACCGCGUGGGGAGCCUCACCGCAGUUCGGGCAACUACCGGCCAAACAACCCAUCCCGCAAGCGGCCCUAUGAGCAAUACAACAGUGACCGAGACCACCGGGGACACAGGGACUACUAUGACAGGCACCACCAUGACUCCAAGCGGCGAAGAUCAGAUGAAUUCAGGUCUCAGAACUAUCACCAGCAGGAUUUCAGACGGAUGUCUGACCACAGGCCUCCUGUGAGCUACCACAACCAGGGGCCUUCAGACCAUUACCGCUCUUUCCACCCAGAGAAAGCCUCCGAUUACAAGCAGAUGCUCCCUCCUUCUCACUCCCAAGUCUCCGAUCCUCGCUCUCCACCUGCACAGAAGUCCCCCCAUGAUGCCAAGUCUCCCCUUGAUCACCGGUCGCCCCUAGACAGGUCUGUUGAACAGAAGAGCAAUCCAGAAUAUAACUGGAACAGCCGGAAGACAUAGAGCCCAAGUCUGAGACUGAGCAGGAGAACUGCUUCUGAAUUAACCUGAUCCGAGGGAUUAACAGCAGCCACUGCUGGUUCAUCACACCAAGAAGCAGAGACUCUAAAUGUGCUGCUGUGUUGGCUCUGUGUUUCUGAAGGGGAGGAAUGUAAGAACUGGAUUUAAUGGGGGCAGCUGGGUUUUUGCCCCAAUCCCAUAGUCCCACACUGGUUGAACACUGGGCAUUGGCUUCUCUGCCCGGUUCUGUGGGCCUGUUGAGGAAAGACCGACCCUGUGCCAGUUUUUUGUUUCUGAACACUGAAACUAGGACUCCUGUAAACAUUUCAUGUAACUUGGAGAGACAGCUACUGAGGACACAAAUGGAGCAGAAUGCAGGAUGGCUUUGGGUGCUGCUGGAGAAAGAGAGGCCAUCGCAGAAAGGGAGAAAGAGGUGGGAACACUUGCCUCCCUCCUAACUCCCAAUAUCCAUUGUUUUUCUUCUGACAUUUUCCCCUCAUCUUCUUUAUUCCACUUUCUAAUGGAAACCAAGGAUAGGAAUGGGAUUAGAUGGAAUCCCUCUGGUGUUUUACUACCUUUCUGGACAUUUCCCAAAGACACACACACACCCUUUCUGCUCCUCUCUUUAUUCUUUCACAAAGAGAUGAAGGACCACCAUGUCUGGAUCAGACAUUUUUGCACAGGGAAGGAAAUGCCCCUCAAGGACCGGAGUGGAGCUUGUUGGCGCCUGAAAAGGUCCUGUCCUGACUUUGUACCUAGUGUUUGAAGGCAUCACAAGAUGGCUGCCCUUAUGCUAUGUAUUGGGGUCCACAAAGCCCUUGUUUGCCACCUCAGAGGACAAUGCGAGCAGCAGAUGGCUCUUCAUCACCUCUUAUGCUCUGAAGCAUCAAACGCACUUGUGGACAUGUUGUGCGCUCUGAGCAGCAGCUACUUACUCCAUAAAAACUGGAAAAGCAGGAACUCUUGAUGGUUCACACUGAGUCCAAAAUCUCCUGUUUGGGGUUCAAGUCACUGCUGUUGUUAACGUAUGAAGAGGAGGGGAACCAGGCUGUUUUGAAGUGUUCUGUCAACAACCAGCAAUGUAUUAAUCCUGAAAGGUUAUCUGUGGAGGAGCGCCCCUAAAUUUGUUGCCAUCACACCCCAGUUUGCAGGCCUUGGCAUGCAGUUUUCCAACACAAUGGGGGGAAGUAAAUCCUCUUUACCCCAAAUCCAACAGCCUUUGCCCUCCAUGUUUUAUGCUGGGUGGGCAUGAUAGAAACACAAGGCAACAGAUGCCCAUUCACUUGCAAAAGUGUUAAAUGGAGUAUGGACCCGCAAAGUGAAGGGGUGCAAAAUCCAGUGUUUUCGUCUGGUUUUUGGAAAGAUUUAGGAUGUAUGUGUGUGUUUGCACAUUCCAGGGAAUCACAUUUUAAUCUUAUUUCACUCAGUGAAAUGAUAGAAGAUGGUAUAAAACACACUCCGAAGGUCCUUUUAUUUUCACAUAGGGUGUUAUUUCUUUAAUGUGAAUACUUUUCUCACCCCAUUUAAGUGGAAAGACAGAGACAGAGGAAAAGUGUGUUAUAAUUAAUUAGUUAAUUAAAACAUUUCUUCUUCCAUUCGGAGUCAUGGAAUGCCACUGUAACAUUGAACUAUAUAUUCCUGUGCCAAAACGUUGCUGUAAGAGAGAGGUGGACGACUGAGGUUUUUCCCCCCCUAAAUGUCAAAGUAUUACAGGGAAGGAACCUCGGCCCAAAUGGAAGAGACGCACUUGUGAGUCACCAGUACGCAAAGGGGUUUUGUGUGAAAGACGUAAGCCUAAGCUUUCAUUGAUUUGGUUGGCUUCCACAGAUGCACAAAAUGAAGUGGUGUAGCAUGUUUCAAAAUGAUUGGCAGCUGUCAAACUGACGUAGAGCCUCCCCUGGACAUCCUCUAGACCAGUGAUUCCCAGACUUAGUCCUCCAGAUGUUUUGGACUCCCAGGAGCCCCAGCCAAGCCUGGCCAACAGUCAAGAAUUCUGGGUGCUGAAGUCCAAAACAUCUGCAAGAUCAAAGUUUGGGAACCCAACAGCUUAUGUGUCUUGAGGAAGCCGCAGGAAUAACCUGAACUUCCAUUUUCGGCAUUUUGCAACUGCUCAAGUCAAGAGCAGACUAGGCACAUACUAUUUGCAGUGUGUCUGAAGUAGGGAAGGAGUGUUGGAUUGGUGCCCAUUUGGGAUGGAUAAUUCAUAGAUUUGAGAGUGAAGAGAAUGGUGGGGAACAUUUAGUGACCCAUAGGUAUCCUCCACAUUGCAGCCCUGUCCUGUCCUAUACAUUUCCUCCACUAUCCAGAGCUGAAAGUACAUUUGCUCCUUAAAACCUUGACCUUAAAGGGGAAAGACCAACUGGUCCUGACCCCUAAACAAACAGUACUUAACAUUAAUUUAUAUUUGUGACAACAUUCUGCCGGUGUCCUCGUGGUUUCUGAUGUAAAUAUGUUGUUUAUAGAGUAUGUAUUAAAUUUUCCUACACUGUAAAACAGCUGUACUUUGGAUUCUUCUAUAUUAAAAUGUGAGAUGGACAUUUUCACAAA
Molecule: messenger RNA, 9130 nt
Organism: Sceloporus undulatus (fence lizard)
Lineage: Eukaryota; Metazoa; Chordata; Lepidosauria; Squamata; Phrynosomatidae
Gene: CHD2
Product: chromodomain helicase DNA binding protein 2
Exons: 39
Coding region: 1016-6586 (1856 amino acids)
Biological process (GO): nucleosome organization; regulation of transcription by RNA polymerase II
Cellular component (GO): nucleus; chromatin
Molecular function (GO): chromatin binding; histone binding; ATP-dependent chromatin remodeler activity
Source: RefSeq, a predicted model, not a curated record